GCAGGCAGCUCACUGGCCCAGGAUUAAGUGGGAUCGGGGGAGAUUACAGCCCUCUCUUUCUCUCUCUCUCCCUCUCUAUCUCUCUCCCCCUCUCUCUCUUGUUUCAUGCAGCUCGAUGAAAGUGAAGUGCUUCGUCCAGUCUCCGGGGAAUAGAUUUUCCCCAUCAUAUACACAUUUUCCUGCAGGUAUUGCUGCUAAAACCCUCCGGAGUUGCAGGAUAUACGCUUGUGGCAUCCUUGAUUCUGAUACAGCCAUAAAGGUUUCUCCAGUCCGUUUAAGCAGUCAGCUGGAAGGGGGGAAGGGGGCAAAGGUCAGGGGAGUCCCGGGACCAUGAGGCAGGCGGUGGAGGCUCAGGUGUUGAGCCCGCACUGUGAGCUAGGAGAACACGGCCUUCGUCAGAUCCUGACCGAUGUGAUCACAGAGGUGAGGAAGUCGGUGAACCAGGACGUUGACGGAGCUGAGAUCCUCCACGGGCUCCUAAACGCCUCCUGGCUGCAGUCGCUGCUCAAGGUUUACGAGUGUCUUCAAACGUAUCUCAGGGACGCCCCAGCCCCAGCUCUGGACUACGCCUCAGGACUUUCCCUUCAAGUUCUGAUUGACAUCAGAGCGCUCGGAUGCUCUGAAGACACCAGAGCUUCCCGCCUCCUGAGACAGCCGCACCUGCAGGCUCUUCUCUCAGCUCACGAUACGGUGGCCCAGAAGGACUACGAGCCAGUGCUGCCACCGAUGCCAGAGGAGCUGCCGGACGACGAGGAGGCCACCAGGAUCAUCUGCCUGGUCAAGAACAAACAGCCUCUGGGAGCAACUAUAAAAAGAAACAAGAUCUCGGGGGAGAUUUUUAUUGCUCGGGUGAUUCACGGAGGGCUGGCUGAUCGAAGUGGUCUGCUCCAUGCAGGGGACAGAAUCAUAGAGGUGAAUGGUUUUCCUGUUUAUGGGAUGGAACCUGAGCAAGUCAUCCAAGUUGUGCAAGCGAGGUCUCAAGGCACCAUCAUGUUUAAGGUGGUUCCCAUCACAGAGAGGCAGGUCCACAACCAGACAAUGCUGUAUGUGCGGACCAUGGUUGACUACAGCCCCCACGAGGACCCGGCCAUCCCCUGUGCCGACGCCGGUAUGAGCUUUAGAAAAGGUGACGUCCUGGAGAUUGUGGACCAGACGGACGCCCUCUGGUGGCAGGCCAAGAAACUGCCCAGCACCACGGCCUGCGCCGGCCUCAUCCCCUCCACCAACCUGCUGAAACGAAAGCAGAGGGAGUUCUGGUGGUCUCAGCCUUAUCAGCCACACGCCUGCACCCUGACCUUGAGCACGGUAGAGGAAGAGGAAGACAUGAUGGCCAUUGAUGACAGAUGUGUAGAAGCAGAUGAGGAGGCAUUUGAAUCUGAGGAGCUCCGAGAAGAGGAGGACGACUUCAGCAGCAACGUAGAAGGGAUCUACUUAGUGGGCUUCAGGCGCAGCAUGCGUCUGUGUCGGCGGCGUUCUCACAGCACCAUCCGCACGUCCUGCUGCACCCGCUGCCCCACCAGCAGCUACGACGCCCUCAACUGCCCCUACGAGGAGGUGGUGCGCUACCAGCGCCACCCGCAGGACGCACACCGCCUCAUCGCCCUCUUAGGUCCGUCCAGUGUGGGUGUCAAUGAACUUCGGAGGCGCUUAAUUGAAAUGAACCCCAACAUCUUCCAGGGACCUGUACCUCACACCACGAGACCACCAAAAGGAUACGAGGAGUCUGGCAGGGAAUAUCACUUCACCAGCCGGGAAAUCUUCGACAACAUGGCGUAUAACAACAGGUUUUUGGAGUACGGGGAGUACAAAGGGAACCUGUACGGCACAAGCAUCGCGUCUGUGAGGGAGGUUUUAAACAGCGGGAAGAUCUGCGUCAUCGACAUCGAGCCCAACUCCAUCCAGGCGGUGCGGAGCCACGAGCUGCGGGCCUACAUCAUCUACGUGAAGCCGCCCCCCCCGGAGCGCCUCAAGGAGACCCGGCGGGACUCGUACAUCACCACCAACUACUACGUCGACCGGCCGUUCAAAGAUGAAGACUUCCAGGAGAUGGAAGAAGCCGCCCGCAAAAUGGAGUCCAACUUCUGUCAGUUCUUCGACCAUGUGAUCGUCAACGACGACCAACAGGAUUCCUGCGUCCAGCUGCUGGCAGCAGCCAGGAAGGCCCAGGACGAGCCGCAGUGGGUCCCCGCCAGCUGGAUACGCCCCCCCGCCGAGUCCUAAGGCCAGGAAGAAUGGGACCCAGUAUUAUCAUGGCAGCAGCUCCUUUUUCUUUUGAUUUGACAGAUUCCUCGCUGUAAAUCUUAACAUGUAAAUCAGUGUCCAGGGGGGGUAGGGCAUGAAAGAUAUCUGACUAUUUUGAUCUUCUUCUUACUUGUGUGCUUGAUCUGCAGCGGUGGAAUGUAAUUAAGUAAAGUUACUCCAGUACUGUACUUAAGUACAAAUGUUGAGGUACUUGUACUUGUAACUUGUACUUUACUUUUCAUGCCACUUUCUACUUCUACUCUGCUACAUCUCAGAGAGAAACACUGUACUUUAGUUACUCCACUACAUUCAUCUGACAGCUUUAUUUACUAGUUACUUUAGUUACUACUUACUUUACACAUUAAGAUACCUGCACACAAAACACAUGUGGUUUAUAGAAUCUGAUGUUUUAUUAUAAAGUAACCUAGCAACAAUAUAACGGCCUAGAGGUCCAGCUGAAAUGAUGAGACCAUUAAAGACACAGCUGGUUGGAUCCGUUUUUAUGCUUUUGAAGCUUUUUGUUGAUUUCUGAUUUUUUUUCUUUUAUUAGUUACUUUUACUUAUAAUAUUUUAACUACAUCUUUCAGAUGACACUUACAGACUUUUGCUUAAGUUACAGGACUUUUACUUCACAGUAUUUUUACAGUGUGGUAUUAGUACUUUUACUGAAGUAAAGGAUCGAAAUACUUUUUCCACCUUCUUCCACCAGUGUUGAUCUGGAUAUAAAGUCUCUAAAGAUAAAGAUAGAGCUGGAGCCCAAAGAUGAAAAUCCUGGAAUU
Messenger RNA from Etheostoma spectabile (orangethroat darter), 3020 nucleotides. RefSeq names its product MAGUK p55 scaffold protein 4b (gene mpp4b). Gene Ontology annotation, molecular function: protein binding. The record is from RefSeq and is a predicted model, not a curated record. Lineage: Eukaryota; Metazoa; Chordata; Actinopteri; Perciformes; Percidae.